GGUGUACCGGUGUACUCAUUGGAUUGGCCCGUGGAGCAUUCUUACGACCUUCGCACAUUUGCUGAACAGCUGCUGCGUAACGUCAACAUUUCCCAGUCGCAAUCGGUAAGUCUGGUAUCGCUUGAUCAGCACAAAGUGCUUGACGCCGUCGACAUUGCACAGGCUCGAUCCAUAUUCAGCCUGCUUGGGGAUUUGCACGACGCGGCAUUGUUGGUGUGUUCCUACGCUCCAGAGGGCUCUGGCAACAGGCGCAAGACAUAUAACUUUGUUCAAAGCGUGUCUCGCUAUACUGCUCAGUCUGUGAGCUUGGUCCACACCUCGGCUAAGAUAUUCGGGCCUAGGGCCAAAGCAGCCUUUUUGGACGCGUUGUUUACGGAAGCUGGGAAUAUCUUGGAUCCCCUUCCCUUAACGAUUUGGCACUUCGACGACUCAGGGGACAUUGUGCAAGCCAUUGAGCGCCUGGGUAACUCUCGCAUUCGUGCUCGACAGUGGGACGGCUCUCGCUCGCAGCGGUACUCCUUGCUAGAGCACAUCCGGUUCGAGCUCGGCCUGUAA
This is a messenger RNA of Symbiodinium sp. CCMP2592, 555 nucleotides long. The record is from the annotation of a GenBank genome assembly. Lineage: Eukaryota; Dinophyceae; Suessiales; Symbiodiniaceae.